CGCAGCCAAUAUUCAGACUGAUUUUUUUUUCUCAAGAGGAUUUCUUUACGUUUUUCUUCUUCUCUGAGAGUCUACAGGCACGAUGUCUGUCACUGUGUCUAAGGCUGAUGGGGUCACUGUAUUCACCUUGACCUCUGACCCUGAUAGCUCUUGGCCUCCUCUGUGCCAGAUCCUCAAGAACCUUUGCUACAGCCCAGUGUGCUGCACUGUGUCUCAGCGCCUGAGGAGUCUCAACAGAACUUCUCAGACAGUGCUGGGGACUCUGCAGAUUAUGAUUGGACUGCUCAAUAUCGGACUUGGAUUAAUUCUCUUAAUAACUAGCACUAACUCUUGGUGGUUUGUAGAUUAUACUGGCUUUCCUUAUUGGCUGGGUGCUUUGUUCAUCGUCUUUGGCAUCAUGUGCAUUGUGUCUGAGAAGUACCCAAGUCCAUGUCUGGUCAUCCUCACUGUGACUCUAAAUGUUGCUGGAGUUGCUUUUGCAAUCACAGCCAUUGUGCUCUACAGCAACCAUUUAGCAAACAUAUACCUGUGGUGGGGAUCGCGGUGUGAUAAUGACUACAAUCCAUACUGGUACCGGAUGCGUACAACAACCGCAGUUACUCCAUCUCCUGAGGAGAUGAUCAUUAAGGAAAGAUGCUUAGAGGGCCAAGCAGUGGUGAUGAUGCUCUUGAGAAGCAUCAGUGUUGUGCUGAUUGUCCUGUCAGUCCUCGAGCUCUGCAUCACCAUCAGCUCUUCCAUCCUGGGGAUCAAAUCUCUGAGGAGGAAGGACAAGGGAAAAAAUGAGAGCACUGAUGACUCAGAGUUGAUCGAACCACUGCUGGAGGAAGUGACUGCACAGGCUGUAGCCUAAAUGUCUUUGUUCUAUCAGUUACCAGGAAUCAUGUUCCUGUGCCUUUAUGACUUACAAUUAAC
This is a messenger RNA of Pelmatolapia mariae (spotted tilapia), 912 nucleotides long. Its product is annotated as membrane-spanning 4-domains subfamily A member 8-like. The record is from RefSeq and is a predicted model, not a curated record. Bases 83 to 850 code for a protein of 255 amino acids. The transcript has 7 exons. Gene Ontology annotation, cellular component: membrane. Lineage: Eukaryota; Metazoa; Chordata; Actinopteri; Cichliformes; Cichlidae.